AGAUAUAAAAUUCAACAAAAAUAAAAGUAUUAAAAAAUAUAAAAAUUUGAAUGAAAAUAGUGAGUGAAAUACAAAACAAAAAGUAACACUGGAAAUUUUUAAAUAAAAUUAAUUUAUUCCGCUCAGAAUAUAAACCGAAUGUCGAAAUAGUGAAAUACAAAACUAAAAGUAACACGGGGAAUUCGUAAAUAAAAUUAAUUUAUUCCGAUCAGAAUAUAAACUGAAUUCCGAAAACAUCAAUUAAGAGCAAAGCAAGUGUCGGCAAAUGCCAAAAGCCGAAAUGGAGAAGAAGAUGACCCCCGAAGAGGAGGCCCGCCAGAAGUGUAUCAUACGGGAACGUAAUCGCGAGCGGAAGCGCAUCCAGCGCUUGAAUCCCAAAUACCGGCGGCUGGAACAGGAGCGCGAUCGGAAGAGAAAGAAGGCGCAGAGGGCGAAGGAGGCCUUCCGGGAGCUCCAAAACCAACGUGACAAGAUGCGCAAAGACCGCAAGAAGGGGCUCCUGGUGACCGAUCCCUCACAGCUACCGCCCGAAUCCGCGGCCACACUACCGCCAGUGCCUGUUGUCGAGCCCGAGGUGGGUCUGCCGCCAACGUCCCAGGGCCAGCAACAGCAACAGUAGCCGCCACCCUCGCAUCUCCAGGAGCAGCAGCACCACCAGCUACCGCACCAGCGGGGCCGCAACAUGUAGCGGUCGUUCGCGCACGCCGCCUUGCCAACAGCACACGCAGGACGAUCAGACAGCGCCCGAUGUGAAUCCCGCCCAGCCACAGCAGCACCACUUCGCUACCCACCAGCAGCAGCAACAGCAACAGUACCACCAUCUCCAGCAGAAACAGCAGCACUGCAACACGUUCCAGCACAUGGCACCGCAGGCUCAUAUGCAGCACAUGCGAUCGGCGGCGCUGCCUCCGCCGCCACCGCCACUACCGCCACCAGACACGUCAGCAGCCACCGCCAGUCUUUAGUCCUUAAACUCAACGCUAGCUAGCCAAUCACAUUUCACACGUUCAUGUGCGCCUACAGUGGGUCUAAAAAGUGCCUACACACCAGAAAAAUGUUCAACGCAAUGCCCACUCGGAACCCACUGUUCUUAGAGUUGAGAUUAAAUAAUUUUGAUGAUUCCUAUUUCUUA
Drosophila miranda is the source of this 1132-nucleotide messenger RNA. Its product is annotated as zinc finger CCCH domain-containing protein 18-like. The record is from RefSeq and is a predicted model, not a curated record. Lineage: Eukaryota; Metazoa; Arthropoda; Insecta; Diptera; Drosophilidae. The transcript has 2 exons. The coding region runs from base 266 to 619 and encodes 117 amino acids.